Messenger RNA from Rhea pennata, 3314 nucleotides. RefSeq names its product phosphatidylinositol glycan anchor biosynthesis class L (gene PIGL). The transcript is spliced from 7 exons. Gene Ontology annotation, molecular function: N-acetylglucosaminylphosphatidylinositol deacetylase activity. The record is from RefSeq and is a predicted model, not a curated record. The coding region runs from base 1 to 792 and encodes 263 amino acids. Gene Ontology annotation, cellular component: endoplasmic reticulum. Gene Ontology annotation, biological process: GPI anchor biosynthetic process. NCBI's taxonomy places the organism in Eukaryota, Metazoa, Chordata, Aves, Rheiformes, Rheidae.
AUGGCAGCGGGGCCGCUGGGCUGGGGGCUGGCGGCGCUGGCGCUGCUGCUGCUGCUGGCGCUGCUCGGCGGCGCGCGCCGCCUGCGGCGCCGUUACGCGGCCGGAGGGGCUCGCGCUUUCGCUGCGCGAUGGGCGGCGGCGCGGGAUGAUGACGUCCGCGUCUUGCUAGUGACGGCGCACCCCGAUGACGAAGCGAUGUUCUUCGCGCCCACGGUGCUGAGCUUGGCCAGGGCCGGGGCCCGCGCCGCGGUGCUGUGCUGCUCCGCAGGAAAUUACUACAAUCAAGGAGAGAUUCGUAAGAAAGAACUGGAACAGAGUUGUUUACUUCUGGGAAUUCCUGCUUCCAAUAUAACAGUUGUUGAUCACAGGGAUCUUCCGGACAAUCCUGCUCUUCAGUGGGACACACAGCUCCUUGCUACCUUCAUGCUAAAGCAUAUAGAAGCUGAUAACAUCAACCUGGUGGUAACCUUUGACGCAGGAGGAGUGAGUGGUCAUGCUAACCACACUUCUCUUUGUACUGCUUUAAGCUACCUGCAUUCAGAGCGGAAGUUACCUGAAGGAUGCCGUGUGCUCACACUUGAAUCAGUAAAUCUCUUCCGGAAGUACAUCUCCAUCCUGGAUGUGCCCAUUUCCUGCUUGCUGUCCAGAGAUGCACUCUUCAUACUCACAGAGGAGGAGGCUGAACAAGCCAGGAGAGCCAUGCGGUGUCAUCGCAGUCAGCUCCUCUGGUUUCGCCACCUCUACAUGCUGUUCUCACGUUACAUGGUGAUCAAUUCACUCCGCCUUCUGUAAAAAGACAACACUCACACAUCUUUAGGUGUGAGAUGAAGAAUGAGAUGAAAAAAGACUGUGCCAGGCCAAGCACUGAGAAAACUCACCUGUUAUGCACACGAGAGACCAGGAUUCUCCGUGUAGCACAUUCUUCCAGAGUGCAAGCAAUAGGCGAUAUGAACUUCCUCCUGAAUGUCUUGUUGCCUAGGUAUUUUUAGAGAUGAACAGGUUUGAACAGCUGUUGUAAUUUCUCACUGUAGAAACUUAAGUGGGAUAAGAAAUUUGCAUCAACUUAAUUAUGAGUUAAAUGAUAUUCUGCAUGAUAUAAGAUACAGCGCAAACUAUUGUUCCCCAGGAAGGAAUAGCUGUGAAGACUGCCUCUCAAGUCCUGCCUCUUACUUGGUGUUUUUUAUAAAAAACAAAUAUCAGGAAUGACUUUUCCAAGAUCAUGCCGUCUCCACAGAGAAAACCAGGACCACAGGACCUGCAUUAGUCAGUCAGGACUUUCAAAAGCCAAAUCUUUUGAAUAAAACAGCAGAAAUGAUGCGAAUUUUUCUAAUCGCACCGAUCUGUGCUGGUCCCACUGUUUCUUUCAGCCACAUUAUUUUGCAGGCUUGACCUUCCCCGACUGUUGCUCAUGAAACACUAGCAUUUCUUCUUGCUUCAGAACAUGGGGUUUGAGAAUAACUCACAAGAGUCUCAACAGGAUUUAAGAAUGAGGCACAAGAGAGCCAGACUGUAACUAAGUCUUUAACUGAACACACAUGCAGAGAUAAAAAUUGCAAGAGAUAUUUCAAAGCUGUUCCUUUUAUCUAAAAGACAAGUGCAGGAGUUAGUUAAAGAUCCUUUCCCUCCAUGUUUUAAAGGUUAGUGGAGGAGAAACCAGCUUUCAAUGGUUUAAUUUUGUAGUUGAUACAGAGAUUUUACUAGUGAUUCUGGUUUUCAUAGAGUCAUACUGAGGCAAAGUCAGCAGGAUUCAGUAUUUCCUUAGUGCUUGCAUUCAUUAAUAAGGUAUGCUCACAUCUGCAGGAGACAUCUUUCCUGCAUGGUCAAGAUCAGAUCCCAAAUUCGCAGCUCCUGGUGUCUUGCUGUGAGUACACCAUCCUGCCAAACACAGCGAAGUUCCUGGUUGUACCAGAAGUACAUGCCCAUUGUAAUAAAAGUAUGACAGGGUUGAAGUCUGUUCCCUGGCCUUGACUCGGCAUCUAAGAGUAUGCUUGCUCAGCCUUCAAGACUAAAGUCCAGGCUUAAGCUGAACAGCACUUAAGCAGAUGCAGAACUUCAGUGGCCCCUUUCUUGCACACAGCUAAACACCUGUGUAAAUGCUUUGCUGAAUUAGACCCUGCUAAGCUCUUGAAAAUCUCCUUUAACUCUAAAUCCAUGGUAACUUCAAUGAAGCCAAUGGAAAAAGACCAGUGUAAGUGACUAUUACGUCCUAAGCAAAAGAUUAUCUUGUAUAGGACAAUUUUAUAAGCCAGACUUGAAACACAGUUGGGAAAUGUCCAUACAAGCAAGCAUACAAGCCAAGACUGGAUUUCUUUUUUCACCUUUGCUCUGCAUACUGUGAUUUAAACAUUAGCACAGUUAAGAGCAAAGUACCAAAACAGCAACCCUGGAGUGGUUUAUGGAACAGAGGUAGUUUGAAAACAAAGUCACAAAUGGGCAAGACAGGCAGCAUACAAAGAUUUAUUUAAGAAACAGAAAGCAGAUAGUGGCAGUAACAAAGAGACUGAUUUUGUUAACCCUCUGACCAAACUGCAGUUCUACAGCUCCAUGGCAAUGCUCCAGGUUCAGCUGCUAGGAAGGAAUGUCAGGGUUUUGACAUGCCUCUGAUGGUCUUAUGUUCCUUCACUGCCUUCUCCCACUCCUUGCCAUUGAUAUCCUCUAUGACGAUGCUGUGCACAGUGCCAUCAUCCAGGCAAUGGGGAGCUAUUCCUGAGGAAAGAGAGAGUAGAUAGAAACCUGCUCUUCUAAAGAGAGCUUCUUCUAAAGCUAAAGAUUGGGAAAUGUCUGAGAUGCUCUGGACUGAGCAUCUCAGAGGAUGGUAAAUGCUGUUAUUCCAGCUAAUGCUGUAAGGUUGAAGUGCAUAGAUGAGAAACCUGUCAUGGGCAGAACGCCACAAGCCAUAGGUAAGAUUUUUUUCUUAUGGAAGAGCCACGGGUUCAGGCUGCAGUUCUAGAUGUUCAGCACUUCAGGAGCAAACUCUAAAGACACACACUUCUGGCAUGUUAGCAGCCAAUGGAGUCCUUAUCUACAGUUUGCUUGGUGGUCAGUUCUAGUUAUCACAAUUUGCCAGGUUUCCUUUUUCUACCUACCGUAACCAUCUGGAUUAGAGCGGGGAGUAUAAAAGCUCUGUACACCACAGGUUUUGCAGAAUGUGUGCUGAGCACGAUGUGUGUUGAAGGUGUAUGUUGUCAAAUUUUCAGCACCCUAAGCAGAAAUGAAAAGCAGUGUAGAUUUGCUGCAUAAAUGGAUUUAUUCAUUGCUUUGUAUGGGCUAAGAAAUGUAAAAUUAAAAAUACCACUUCCUAUUUCUUUACUAGA